AUGGACCAGCUGACAACCUCCGAGCUUAAUCGUUUGAUCACCGAAGAAACCCGCCAAGCAGAUGACAUCGAUGAUGUGGGGCAUCUAUUGCCCUUCAUCUUCAAGUCGUUUAACGCCGACCUUUUACCCACUGCAGCCUCCCUUAGAGGUUCAAAUAAAAAGCCACUCUAUGACUCUACCAAGAAAACAUGGCCUUUAGCGUGUUCCGAGAAAGGUCAGGCCAUCGAGAAAAUGUUCCCGUCUUUCCUCAACGCCAUCACCCAUGCGCUUGCUGAAUCAUUUCCCGCACAACCACUUCCGCCACAAUGGUACGGUUCAAACUCUACCACACCCAUCGGAGAUAGCCUCAUUCAGCGGAAGCCUGACCUCUGCCUGUCAGAUGACGUGACGCUGCAGUGGAAUAAUAUCCUUGUAGUCGCCGAGAUGACCGCAAGCACAUUCUCCCUUUCAAUGCCCGCCGUAAAAACGCUUGACACAAAGGCGUACCUCGUUUUCAGAGAACAACCAUGGAGACGUUUCGUACUUUUUCUCUCCUUCACCCAUGAACAUCGCGAACUUUGCGUGCACCUAUAUGAUCACUCGGGCGGCAUCGUUACCCCAGUGAUUGACAUACAUGAGCAACCUGAUGCUUUCAAAUACAUCAUGGCAUCCAUCGUUUUUGGUAGCCGUAACUGCAUCGGAUUCGACCCGACCAUCUCCAUAAAUCUAAAGAUGACGCAACUGUUGUCUGAGACAUUUUGGGCUCGGAAUAUCAAGAAGGCUGUCGCUAGAGAGAAUAAAAUACUUCAGUCCUGCGAGCAAGCGUCUACAAACCCACAGAAACAAUUUCACUCGCUUCCCGAACAUCUUCCAAGUCCAUUGCCUCCCACCGAGCAGCCGUCCAAGGAGAAGUCCACGUUGCCCAACCCCAUCCCCACAAACUCCAAGCAGACUCCUCCCCUUGUCAACUCGUCCGAUAUCAUAGGAAAAAUCACCGUCAAUAAAAAUGAAUACGAGCUGUUGAAGGUUCUAUUCUCCCAUCAAGGACUCGUAGGCCGCAGAACAGUGACGGGUGGCAAAGAUGUUGUCUUGAACGAGGUGAAGAUGCUAGAAGCUCUAAAAGGUGUCCCAGGUGUUCCCAGACUUGUGGAAUAUUGGCUGGUUGAGAUGGCGCCAGACCAAGUCGACGAUACACAAUUAUAUCGCCAGAAGAUCUAUAGUAGUACAGCCGGCAUGUAUCGCACACAUGUCCGUCUUGUCCUGAAACCCAGGGCUCGUCCUUUGCACGAGUUUCGAAGCAGGAAAGAACUUGUCAAAGCAAUACGUGAUAUCGUGCUUGUUCAAAAGUGUGCGGUCGAAAAGCACAAUAUUUUGCACAGAGACUGCAGUCUUAAUAAUAGCAUGAUAGAAGACACUGACGAUGGCAGUCGAGGGGCGUUGAUAGACUGGGAAUUCGCAGCACGUAUCACGUCAGACAAUCUGUACCCUGCCGGAGGAACGGGAACGAUACCUUUCAUGUCCAUCGACGUUAUUCAGGCAAUGAGCACUCUGGAAUACCAACAAAGUCAGACAAUGGCAGAAGAGCGGAAGAAGGCCACGGACUCCUCCACCCGCCAGGAGGUACCCAAACUCAGGCAUACCUACCACAACGACCUUGAAUCUGUGUUUUAUGUCUUUGCCUGGAUCUGCAUCAUGUUCAAAGGGCCUUGUGGUCAAGAGCGCCACCUUGAAGACGUAAACAGUGAUUUCAAAAGGGCGGACAUUUGGCUGCCACAGCAGUGGCAUGGCCCGCCUGAAAAUGCAAGUGCAAUAGCCGCGUCCAAGUACUUCUUUUUCUUCAAGAGGACAUUGUGCAUAGCCAAACAGUUCGAUCCCUAUUUCAAGGACCUUGUUCCCCUCGCAGAAGAGUGGGCUGAAAUCAUCAAACAGAAGGAUAUGAAGAUGGAGUUCGAUGACAUAUCUUCCUUGCUCGACAAGCACCUCGCCAGACUUCCGGACAAUGAAACUUCCCUUGACUUUCAGACGUCAUCAAACAAGCUGGCAAAGAGGAUGGGGGAGCCGGAGAAGGACGUUGUUACUCCCAAGCGAAAUAGGGUCGUUUGA
Messenger RNA from Suillus discolor, 2082 nucleotides. RefSeq lists its product as uncharacterized. The coding region runs from base 1 to 2082 and encodes 693 amino acids. Lineage: Eukaryota; Fungi; Basidiomycota; Agaricomycetes; Boletales; Suillaceae. The transcript is spliced from 5 exons. The record is from RefSeq and is a predicted model, not a curated record.